AUGUCACUCGUGGAUAACCCGGAAUUCCUUCGCAAGCUGGAAAAUGACAUUACUCGUGGAUGCGAAAUGGACUGGCUACUUGCCCACUUUGCCUAUCCAACAGGCGUCAAUCUCGACGAAACUCCCAUCACCAACUUCCGCAACUAUCGCUACAAGAUUGUCGACAUCUUCAACAUGACUUACAAACAAGAAAAGGCAGUCUUAGAUGCAGAAAUCGCUACCCCAGAUGUCCUCCUCAUCCUUGGAACCUACGCUGAAUACAAGAUUAUGGGCCGCUUGUCCCACCUCAACCAAAUUAUUGCCAAAGGCGGCCAUUCAUGGGCAAAACUCCUUGCUCUUUGUAAAAAUGAUGUCCGCAUGCUCGUCAACACCGCCUUUGUUACAAUGCACCUGUUUGCUGGCGACCUCGUGCCCUUGUCUGAUAACGAAAUUGUUUAUUGCUACAUCAUGGCUGCCGCUGUUGUCGUUUCUAUUAAUAAGAGCGCACGCGUGGCCUUAUCUAAAGAUAUUCAAAGACGAGGUCUCAAACGUCCCCAAGUCUCAAUUUCCGAGCGCAAUUCUUCGAGGUUUUCUUCCUCUUCUAUUUCUUCAGUCUCAUCUUCCUCUUCAACGUCAUCUCAUACAUCCAGCCUUACUAGAACUUUUUCAUCAAAAGUGCCCAAAGAUAACUCCGGUAUUUCCGAAUCAACUUAUAUUAAACGAUACCAAGAUGCCGUUAACAUGGGAUCAUCGCUAGGGACCAUUGAUGAAAAUUUGCGUGUGUCGGCGCAAGAAACUCCAGUUGAUUUAUUUUUGGGUGCAGCGCGGCGUUUGGGCGUGCGCAAAUCUUGUUUGCAAUCAUUGGCGAGUGUCGAAAAGGAUCUGCCGCAGGUCGGCAGGCUUUUACAUUUGGGUCGUACACAAUAUUCAUUUCAAAGCAUUACUACCAUUUAUUUAGACAAUAAUAAUUGUCAAGGAGAAGGAGAAGGAGAAGGAGAUGAUGAUGAUGUGAAAAAGAAGCCUGUCUCACCUGUAGAGCCUCAGCAAUUAGUGUUUUACAUUGGUAAACAGAAUAUAGCCACGCCAGCAUCGGACCUCGGGGAUCAAAGAUAUAGGAAACCCGAGCUUAAGGCGGUUUAUUCUUCAAAGAACCUGCGAGCAGGUUGGUAA
Molecule: messenger RNA, 1149 nt
Organism: Magnusiomyces paraingens
Lineage: Eukaryota; Fungi; Ascomycota; Dipodascomycetes; Dipodascales; Dipodascaceae
Exons: 1
Coding region: 1-1149 (382 amino acids)
Source: RefSeq, a predicted model, not a curated record